UUUUGUCUCAGUACCGGAAGCGAGAAGCAUAGUUUGCCCGUAAGGGACGAGACUUUGUCCUGUGAAAGGCGGGAUGUAAGGAAUAGGCUCAAAGGCUUAACUGCCUCUGAGCUGGAUUGACGGCUGUAAGAUCCAGUCGCGUUCCGAGGCUCGACUAGGGGCGGGAGGGCUCGGUUCUGGCACGUCCGGUCGGAGUUUCAGUCGCCAGGUUAAGACGAGAGCCGGAAGCGGAAAUCGCCGCUCUGCUCUCGGGCCUCGAGCCCCUCCGCUCUCUCUGCUGCACUCUGGCCCUCUGCGGCGGGCACGGGGGCGGGGAGGAGUCUCGAGCCUCUUCAGUGCCGGGGGCGGCGCGGUCUGGGUUCUGGAACCUCCGCUAUGGAGCCCGCUGCGCCCGCGCUCACCGAGGAAGACAUGGCCGAAGUGAAAAAGGAUGCUUUAGAAAAUCUGAGGGUGUAUUUAUGUGAAAAAAUCAUAGCUGAGAGACAUUUUGAUCACCUACGUGCAAAGAAAAUACUCACCAGAGAGGACACUGAAGAAAUUUCUUGCAGAACAUCAAGUAAAAAAAGAGCUGGUAAGCUGUUGGACUACUUACAGGAAAACCCAAAGGGACUUGACACUCUGGUUGAAUCUAUUCGACGAGAAAAAACACAGAGCUUCCUGAUAGAGAAGAUCACAGAUGAAGUACAAAAACUAAAGAUUGUCAAACUUGAAUAUCUGAAAGGAUUGCAUCACAAUAGCUACAUGCCGCCUCCACCCGGAGCAACAAAUUGCCUAUCCAGGUUAGAUUCCAAUGAGGGCGACUUCUCUGAGAAAUUGAAAGAUGGAGAUGUCACUGUUGUUUACCACCCAGCGGGGGAGGCCAGCACGGCCUCUUUUUAUUCUAGCAAUGCAUCCUUUAAUUUGCCUGUGGUAGAGGUGGGCAGAAUCGAAAACAGUGUCUUCUCUUCAACUCCCCUUCCUGGGCCUGGAGACCCCGGAGCCCCUCCUCUUCCACUAGAAUCACAGGCAGAAGAAGAAGGGAACUCCAGUGAUAUGUUUCUUCCCUUAAGAUCACGUUCUUUUUGUCGACAAUGACGCUUACCACUUCUUUAAAAGUUAUUUCAGAAAUAUUUAAAAGGGUUUAUCAAACUUUGAGAAGUUACUGUAAAUGCUUACUAACAAGCUACUAUAGCAUUUUUAACAUUUUGUCAUGCUGUGUAAAUGGAGUAUGAAUGCAUUUUUAGGAAACUAACUAAGAAGCACAUUUUGAUUAUGCUGUUUACUUUUCCUGCUUUUUCAUUGUAGGAGUUUUAGUUUGGUGGUGUUUUGUUUUUUAUAUGACUUCAAUCGAAUUUUAUCCAUGGGGAACAUUUUUUUAAUAAUGUGGCCAAUUGAGUUGAAUUUGUUAUUACUAAGGCAAUGUUUUAUUUUAGGAUGUGUUCUGGAAGUGAUUAGGCCCCACUUGAGUAGUUCUCGCCAACAAUUGAGACUUCUCCCGAUAGAAUUUUCAGAGGUUUUCUGUAAUUGAACCUGUUGCUCACUGAUGAAGCUUCUGCUAACCAGCAGUAGCAUAGGUUUUGCCCAAAGUGUAGUAUGUGCGAACACAAAAUUCUUCUGUAAUGCAUAUAAUGCCUCUACCUCCUGAGCUAAUCUAUUGUGCCAGAUAUGCCCAUCAAGAGUGACUUUAAAGAUUCUUAUGUUUUUUAGUCAAUUUGUAUUGUUAAGACAAAAAGUUUUAUAACACAUCAGUCAUUAAUAUUUCAUACAGGCAUUUUAUGUUUUUAAUUUCUGUGCUUUCAACUUCUCCAGGUUAUUAUCUCAAGUGGAGAUACUCUUAGAAGAAAUUAUUUUCUUAAGGAAAUUCAGUCUUAUUCCACAUUGCUUGAAAUAAGUAGAGCAUUUGCUAACAAUCUUGUCAUGUGGUCUUGUCAAUUAUUAUAAUGAAAUGUCACAUCCCUUACUCAUUUGCUGUAUUUUAUCUCUUAUAUAAUUAAAUUUUUUAUUGUUUACUUAUCAAUUUGACACAUAAGAUUUUUCUUAACUAUAUUAAAUUUGCAGAAGUCAUUGGGCAGAAAAGUUGUUUUUAAGUUGAAUUUUCUUUAAGAAUCUAAAUACCUAUUUCCAUUUUUAAAGCAGUACACUAAGUCUAAUUUAUUUUCAAAUGUUUGUGAUAGGUGUAUUGCUAGAAAAUAAUUGUGAAUUUGUCAACCACAAACAAAAAUCCUACUAUGAUGUUUUUUCAUAAGAAUAUUCUGAAGAUUUAAUUUUUUGUCCACGUAUUACUCAUAACUUGAGACAUUUUGUUGCAAGAGAAAAACUGCCAUCUUUUAAACAGUUGAUUUACAGAGUAUUUGUUUUUUAAAUCUUCAAAUAAGCAAUAUUUUUCUCCUUAAAUAGUCUAUGUUUUCUAAAAGCUUUACAUACCAUACCUUAGUAUCUAUGUUGUUUCCCCACUAAAAUAAACAAAGCCUGCCUAUCGGCUAUAUACCAUUCUUAGAUUUUGAUAAUUGAAACCAGUGUCCCCUGAUAUCCUCUUUCCCCAAAAAAAAGUUCUUUGGGGAAAAAAAUAUAUAUAAGCUCUUUGCAGUCAAAAAUCAUAGAUCAGUAUAUUGGAGUUGAAAGCAAUUAUACAUUUUCCCCGGAAUACAUUUCCCCUCCAAAUAAGAAUCUCAUCCCAGUCUGUUCACAUUAUCUUUACCGUAGUGGUGGAUGAAAGGGGAUUUUAUAACCUGAUUCAUAAGAAACCAUGAACAACAUACAUUGGUCUCUCAUGUGAAGAAAACUACUAAGUGCUAUGGUGAUUAUACAGAAACUAUGAUAGGCAUCCAUUCUCUGCAGGAGUUUGCACUGUUAGAAAAAUUCAGUAUUUGCAAAAAAUAUAUGUUGUAUCUGAAGGAUUUUUUCUUAUUGGAUAUUACCAACUUAAUAUUUUCCUUCCUCCUCUCCUUACUCUUGACCAAACCUGCUGCUAUUAACAUUUAUAACUAGAAAUUUUUACUGGAAACUUGUAAAAAUUUAUACUUGAGAUCAAGAGGCACUACCUUCUCAAAGUCACAGAAAGGUUCCUGUGCUUAAGCUCUCAUGUACUCUCUUGACCUGGGAAGAUUUGGAAACAGCAUUUGUUCAUCAUAUAUCAUUAGCAAAAGUAUUCAUUUGGGCACAAAUUUAGUGUGAGAGAAUGAACAGAAUUAUUUGGGUUCCUCAGUAUUAUGAGGCCCAAUUUUCUUAAUGUGUAAAAACUAGAAAACUGACUGAUUUAUGUUUCCUUUCCCCAGCAGAGGGAGCAAUACAAAUUAUACAAAAACAUGCUUUUAAAUGAAAUCUGUAUCAACUUAUUUAAAUGUAUUCAGAGAAAUUAUUUGUAUCUAUACUAAAUCAUGUAAAUAUUAAAUUUUUUAAUGGCGUUGGUACACGAAAACAUUUUUCAUUAAACUUAUAAUGUAGAAAUUGAUUAUAUUUUUCUAGUAUCCUAGGAUAUUUGUCAUAGUGGAGCUUUAUUACUGAAGGAGAAAAAAACUAGUUUAUUUUUAAUUUUCCUGAGUUACCUAUAAAUUAAUGAAUUAUGUCCCACAUUUUCAAAAUAUUCACAGUGAUAUAUUUGCACUAAUCAUACUGUGAAAUGUAACUACAAUGAAAAAACAGCUAUGUAGAUUCAAAUUUUGGGGAAGAUCUCAAAUCUUUUAAGAUAUUUAAUAUACUAAAUGUUUAAUGUUCAAUGUUUAAGUAAAAGCUCAAUUAAGUGGGAAAUUCCUAAUCAAAGCGGUGUCUAACGAUCAUUCUAAAUACCUCAUUGUCAUUGUGUCACUGGAGCAAUACUCUAGAUGUUAAGUAAAGUUUAAAUUCAUACAUGCCACAGGGUACUCCCUGAGAGUUUAUGAAUUUUUAUGUGUGUGUGAUUUGGCCCUCUUCUGAAAUGUGCCUUGGCUAGACCUUGGGCAGAGCCAAUCAUUGACAUCAAUUUGAUUGACUUCCAGAGUUAGGGAUUUUUGUUCUUUUGAAAGGAGUCGGUUUUUAGUGAAAUUUUUGCAGAUUAUCUUUUAGUUUUUAAUAAGAUCAUUUGUAUUUCUGAAAAGGUAGCUCUUUCCAAUAUGAAGUGCCUCACAUUUUCAAGUUAGUCAAAUAAGGUUAUCCAAAGUUAAAGAAGUGCCUUUUUGACUUUUCUUGUGUUUUCUUUAACAAUUUUUAUCAGGUCAAAAUAUAACUAGAAGUCAAGAAUAUGAAAUGAAUAGCAUAAAAGGCAUUGAAUGUAAGAAUUUGAAGCAUAUGUAAUAUCAGUAUAAUUCAGUGGUGAUAUAUUUCUGAAUGCAAAAGUAUAUUUAAUAAAUAUGAAAAUCACUUUGCA
Sarcophilus harrisii (Tasmanian devil) is the source of this 4321-nucleotide messenger RNA. It is a transcript of the gene BCL10, whose product is annotated as BCL10 immune signaling adaptor. The transcript has 3 exons. Gene Ontology annotation, molecular function: NF-kappaB binding; transcription coactivator activity; protein kinase B binding. Gene Ontology annotation, biological process: positive regulation of extrinsic apoptotic signaling pathway; adaptive immune response; apoptotic process. Bases 376 to 1074 code for a protein of 232 amino acids. NCBI's taxonomy places the organism in Eukaryota, Metazoa, Chordata, Mammalia, Dasyuromorphia, Dasyuridae. Gene Ontology annotation, cellular component: CBM complex; cytosol. The record is from RefSeq and is a predicted model, not a curated record.